AUGUAUGAAGGCCUGACAGGAAGUUCCCAGCCUGAAUCUGCCGCACUCCAGCAGUUCAACAAAUCCUGGGCCGAGCUCACCGAUUGGCUGAAGAUGCUGGAUAACAUGGUGCAAAACAAGCAGGUGGUGGUCGCCGACCUGGACGAUAUCAACGAAAACAUAAACCAGCUCAAGGGAUCUCUACAGGAGCUCGACAAGCGGCGCCCCCUCUUGGAGAAACAAGUAACAGCAGCACAGAACCUGAAGAACAAGACCAGCAACCAGGACACGCGCAACGCCAUCACAGAGCGCAUCGACAAGCUUCAGACCCACUGGGAAGACUCUCAGACCAAACUCUCCGACAGGCUCAAGCAAAUCCUCAACAUGCUGCAGGACUCCACAAACUGGCUGGACGCAAAGCGGGAGGUGGACUGCCUCAUCAAACAGGCCAGUGGGAGGCUGGAAUCGUGGCAGGAGAUCACGUACACAGCGGACGCACUGAAGAAGCAACACGCAGAUCUAAGGGUCUUCAUGAAGGACCUGAAGCAGUGGCAGGGACAGGUGGCUGAAACCAACGCGCUGGCCAACAAGCUGCUGACGCUGUACGCCAACGACGACACGCACAAGGUCACCCAGGUCAAUGACAACAUGCUGGCGACGUGGGCGCACAUCAACAAACGAGUUUCAGACCGAGAGGCGGCGGUGGAAGCCGGCCUGAAGCUGCUCCACCAGUUCUACCUGGACCUGGAGAAGUUCCUGAGCUGGCUGACGGAGGCGGAGACCACCUGCAAUGUUUUAAUAGAUGCCACCAACAAGGAGAGGCUGCAGGAUCAGCCUGAGGCGGCCAAGAGGCUGCUGGCCCAGUGGAAGGACCUCCAGGCAGAGGUGGACGGCCACGAAGAGCUGUAUCACUCCCUGGAUGAGAACGGCCAGAGGAUCCUGACCUCUCUGAGGGACCCUGAGGACCGGGUUCUGCUCCAGAGGCGUCUGGACAACAUGAGGCAGCGCUGGAACGACCUGCGCAGCAAGACUCUCAGCAUGAGGUCACAGCUGGACUCUGAGAUGGCUCCCUGGAAGAGGCUCCACAUGUCACUGCAGGAGCUGCUGAACUGGCUAAGGCUCAAGAGUCAGCAGCUGGAGCAGGAGAAGCCUGUAGGGGGCGAUGUUCCCACCGUGCAGUCCCAGCUGGAUACACACAGAGGGUUCAAAAUGGAGCUCAGAGCCAAGGAUCCGGUGGUGACCAAGGCUCUUGAUGAUGUGGGAUUCUUCCUGUCCGAACUGCCUAGAGAGUCGCCAUCACCUGAACUGAGAGACAUCAGCCCGGAGGAGCGUGCUCAGAACGUGGGCCGAGUGUUGCGCAAAGAGGCGGACGACGUGGUGAGCCGGUGGGACCGGCUCAACGUCGACUCGGCCGACUGGCAGAGGAGGUUGGAGUUGGCCCUGGACAGACUGAUGGAGCUCCAGGAAGCAGAAGACCUGCUGGACAAGCAGCUGAAGCAGGCGGAGAUGGUGAAGCAGGGCUGGGAACCCGUAGGGGAACUGUUGAUUGACUCCUUACCUGAGCACAUCAGCAGAGUCAAGGAGUUCCAGGAAGAAAUAGCUCUGAUUAAGGACGAUGUGACACACAUGAACCAUUUGGCAUCCACGUUCGAUCCAUCCGACAUCCAGUUGUCUCCUAGCAACCUGGAACGCAUUGAAGACCUCAACACGCGCUGGAGACUGCUCCAAGUUACCGUGGAUACGGGAAAAAGCAACUCGGGCAGCAAUGGACUGGAUGAGGUGGACUCAAAGAAUGGCUCCUGCUUUCUGUCUAACAGAUAUCUGUCAAAGAACAUCUGAAGCAGCUGACAGACGCUCACACAGACUUCUGCCUUUCUCAAGGAUCGGUAGAAAGACCGUUCGAGCAGGGCAUCUCUCCAAACAAUGUGCCCUAUUAUAUCAA
This is a messenger RNA of Poecilia latipinna (sailfin molly), 1921 nucleotides long. RefSeq names its product dystrophin-like. Gene Ontology annotation, molecular function: protein binding. The coding region runs from base 1 to 1818 and encodes 605 amino acids. The record is from RefSeq and is a predicted model, not a curated record. Gene Ontology annotation, biological process: muscle cell development; synaptic signaling; regulation of muscle system process. The transcript is spliced from 14 exons. Gene Ontology annotation, cellular component: sarcolemma. Lineage: Eukaryota; Metazoa; Chordata; Actinopteri; Cyprinodontiformes; Poeciliidae.